Molecule: messenger RNA, 1025 nt
Organism: Zophobas morio
Lineage: Eukaryota; Metazoa; Arthropoda; Insecta; Coleoptera; Tenebrionidae
Gene: B9d1
Product: B9 domain-containing protein 1
Exons: 3
Coding region: 420-968 (182 amino acids)
Biological process (GO): cilium assembly
Cellular component (GO): MKS complex
Source: RefSeq, a predicted model, not a curated record
CCGAAAUCCUUCCAAAGGCUUUGAAGGGCGGGGUCAAACCUCCUGUCUAUCACAUCCCAAAACUUUCACACGCUCUGCCAUCACACGACUACAGUCUACAGUAACAUUAGCACUAAAUUUGCCCAUCCAUACACCAGUAAACAAUAAUCAAAUAACAUAGUAUACAAUCAAACUAAUUUUUCGCUUGUCUGGAUCGUCCCUCUUAACCUCCUACCUGCAAAUAUGCUGCAAAUGAAGUGUUAUCGACCAUCUAUCAUCCAGUUGGUCUGUAUUUACAAACAAACGAUACCAUGGCAACCUGCCCCUUUUUCGUGUCAUUCCCUCGCGGCGACCGUUUUCCAUAUUGAUUGACAGUACCAGUCGGUGCAAUACAAACAUAUUGUAUAAUUGAUGAAGAAUGGCAUCAGCUUGUCUGGACUAUGUCAGACGGCACAUUUCUAGUUUCCGUUACCGGCCAGAUUGAAUACGUCGACAUUUUAGCGCCGGCAGGUAGUGCGUGGCAUUGCAAAUACGAGUUCGUUACUGGACCAGAUUGGAAAAUAAUAGGGGGGCUGGAAGCCGGCUUAUCCCAGAUAUCCAACGUUGUCGUCAACGGUGAUAGGGUUGUGCUGAAUUUUCCUCUGGAAAUUAACUUUAAAUCCACCAACAUCUAUGGCUGGCCUCAACUUGUUCUCAGUGUUUACAAGGGCAUGCAGUUGGAAGGAUAUGGUCGGAUACACAUGCCCCUGAGACCAGGUGUUCAUAAACUCGACGCUUCUUUAGCCAAACCGCAACCAUCGUCGAUGCUGGGAUAUGUCGGGUCGUUUUUUGGAUACCAACCGGAAUUGCUUCAGCCUAAGAUGUUGGCCACCACUGCCGGAAAUCACCUGAUUCAAAUGAUCAGUUAUGGAGAAGUCCGAAUUUCAGUAAACGUUGUAAUGCAGGGUAUAAGAAACCUGGGAUAUGAUCUUGGGAGAGGGAAAGACUAAAAUUGUCAGUAUUUAAAUUGUACAGAUAUGUAUUUUUAAUAAAAGUUGUUACGAAAA